Stomoxys calcitrans (stable fly) is the source of this 3510-nucleotide messenger RNA. RefSeq names its product protein piwi. The transcript has 9 exons. Gene Ontology annotation, biological process: regulatory ncRNA-mediated gene silencing. Bases 286 to 2961 code for a protein of 891 amino acids. Gene Ontology annotation, molecular function: piRNA binding; protein binding. Gene Ontology annotation, cellular component: P granule. NCBI's taxonomy places the organism in Eukaryota, Metazoa, Arthropoda, Insecta, Diptera, Muscidae. The record is from RefSeq and is a predicted model, not a curated record.
AACCAAUGGAGCGCGUCUUUUGCUAAAAUCAGGCAAAUUGGAUUCGCAUUUUAGCUCGCUGUGCAGCGAGCAUUUUUAUUUUGUUGAAAAUUAAGGGCCGGCAUGUGUCUUUUUUCCCCCUCAUUGGUUCACAUCAAAAAUCACUACAUAAAAAUAUAGUGCGGUAGAUAUACAUACACAUUUUUCGUCUUGUUCUUUUGGCAGCAAUAUCGGUAUAAAUCCUCGGGAGUUUAUAAUCAGCUACCUCAUAGAAUAGCAAUUCGAUAGUGCCCAAAAGCCGGAAAGAUGUCUGACGAUCAGAGUCGUGGACGCCGCCGUCCGUCCCGGGAGUAUCAUUCAUCAGAACCAGGCACCUCCCGCCGACCCCGGGAACGUUCCAUUUCAGAAGAACCGAAACCGAAAGUAAUUAAAACAGAAGUAGUUGACUCGCCCGAUCGUUAUUCGAGAGCCUCUUCCUCAAACGUAAGUGUUAAGAGAGAACCCGAAUCACCGGAACAUCGCAGGAGUCCAUCAGCUGCUUCAAAUGUAUCGGUCAAGAAGGAGGAGCCAGACGAUUAUGACGAGCGUGUCAAAAAAGAACCACGCGAUAGAAAUCGCGGUGAGGCGUCAACAUCAAGAAGUGCCCGAGAUCGUGUCAAUCGCUAUGAAGUAUCUUUAGUUUAUACCAAGCCCUCCGAUGUUAUUAGCAAAACUGGCUCUCUGGGCAAAGAAAUUACACUGCAGACAAAUUAUUUCCGUUUAAUCAAAACACCAACUUGGAAAAUUCAUCAAUAUCAUGUGACUUUUGCUCCCGAAAUUGAGUUGAGACGUCUAAAGAGUGGCAUACUAUCGGAACAUCGCGAAUUAUUGGGUGGCUACUUAUAUGAUGGAUCUAAACUAUUCACCACCACCAAACUGAAGGAAGAGAAGACCAUACUUCACACAAAAUCUAAACAGGGUGAAAACUUCGUUAUCACCAUCAAAUAUGUGGGCGUCAUAUCCAUGACAGAAUGGCAAUCGUUGCAAAUUCUAAAUUUGAUUUUAAGGCGUUCCAUGGAAGGUUUGAAACUUCAACUAGUUGGACGUAAUUUUUAUGAUCCUGUUGCAAAGAUUGAUUUGCGUGAAUAUCGCAUGCAAUUGUGGCCCGGCUAUCAGACUUCAAUUAGACAACAUGAAAAAGAUAUUCUGCUGUGUGCUGAGAUUGCCCACAAAGUCAUGCGUACGGAAACUGUGUAUGAUAUUUUCAGACGCUGCCAAGAAAAUGCCCGUGAUUUCAGAGAAGACUUUAAAAGGCACAUUAUUGGCCUUACUGUUUUAACAGAUUACAAUAAUAAAACCUAUCGCAUUAAUGACAUCGAUUUUCAAAAAACACCCAGAGAGACCUUUAGUAUGAAAGGUGAAAAAGUAACAUUCAUGGAUUACUAUUACCAGAAAUACAAUAUUCGCAUACGUGAUCCGCAGCAACCUUUAUUGAUAUCCAAAGCAAAAGAGCGGUCAUUGCGUGGAGGUGAGAAAGAGGUGGUCAUACUAAUACCCGAACUUUGUCGUGCCACCGGCCUUAAUGAUAGCAUGCGUAAUAAUUUCCAACUCAUGAGAGCUAUGGCUGAUCACACCCGUAUGAAUCCCGAUAGACGUAUUGACCGUUUGCGCACCUUUAACGAUCGUCUGCAACAAACAGAAGACAGUGUGCGCAUUUUAACCGAUUGGAACAUGAAACUGGACACACGGUUGGUUGAGGUGAAGGGACGUAUUUUGGAUCAACAAAAAAUCGUUUUUAGAGACCACAGAAAAGAACCUUCUGGCGAGCAAGCUGAUUGGACCAGGCAUUGUCGCAGUAUGGGCAUGUUUACCACUCCUUCACGCGGUUUAGAACGCUGGGCUGUUAUUGCAACAAAUCGUAAUUCAAGAGAUUUACGCAAUUUUGUCGAGUCACUUAUCCGUGCAGCCAAUGGCAUGAACAUGCGGAUGGAAAGACCUAGAGAGGUUAUGAUAUAUGAUGACCGCAAUCAUAGUUUUAUACAAGCAAUGGAAGAAUGCUGCCGGCAAGAUCCCCAGCUUAUCAUGUGUUUGGUACCAAACAACAAUGCCGAAAGAUACGCUUCAAUCAAAAAGAAGGGCUGUCUAGAACGUGCAGUUCCUACCCAAGUUAUAACACAAAAAUCUGCCGGAAAUCAACGUGGCCUCAUGAGUAUUUGCACAAAAGUGGCCAUACAGAUCAACUGUAAGCUUGGCUACACACCUUGGAUGAUUGAUGUACCCCUUUCUGGUCUAAUGACCAUUGGCUAUGAUGUGGCGAAAAGUGCUCGUGAUAAAUCGAAGGCUUAUGGUGCUUUAGUUGCCACCAUGGACUUAAAAGUUAAUGCCACCUUUUAUAGCACAGUGGCAGAGUGUAGCUCUCACGAUGUUUUGGCUAAUAGUCUGUGGCCCAUGAUGACCAAAGCUUUGCGUCAGUACAAAAAAGAACAUGACAAGUUGCCAAAUCGGAUUUUGUUCUAUCGCGAUGGUGUGGGCGAAGGUUCAUUGAAACAGGUUUACGAACAUGAAGUCAAGGACAUCGUAGAGAAGCUGGAGCAAGAAUACAAGCGAGCCAGAAUGGAAAAACCUCCAAUGUUUGCCUAUGUCGUUGUCACAAAAUCGAUUAAUACGCGUGUUUUCGCCCGUGGCCGCAAUCCCCCACCUGGAACAGUGGUCGACGAUGUUGUCACUUUGCCCGAGCGUUACGAUUUCUAUUUGGUAUCCCAGUCAGUACGCCAGGGCACAGUUGCUCCCACCAGUUACAAUGUCGUCUAUAGCAAUAUUCGCCUCACACCCGACCAAAUGCAAUUGUUAACCUACAAAAUGACCCAUUUGUAUUACAACUGGUCCGGCACCACAAGAGUACCCGCUGUCUGCCAAUACGCCAAGAAACUGGCCUCUUUGGUGGCCUCCAGUUUGUAUCAGCCCCCGCAGAAUGCUUUAGAAAAGAAACUUUACUAUUUGUAAGAAGUUUGAGUUCAUUUAUCGAUUUCAUUUAAUCUCAAACCAAUCUUAAAUUACUUGUUUUGUUUAUAUAUUAAGAUUAACAUUUCAUUUAGCAGCAGCCACAGCUACUCUUAGAAACUGUGUUCAAACAGUUUGAUUUACACUUUCAUAUGAAAAAAAAAACAAAACAAAAAUUACUUCCCACUACUUAUUUUUGAGCCAGAAAAUAUGUUUGUUUUACGUGUGAAAAAAAAAAACAAUUCUUUACAUUGUUGUUCGUCUACAUAUUUUGUGUAAAAUUUAAGCAUUAUCUCAUUCGAACAAAAAUCUAUGUACAAUAGUUUUCAGCAUGUUACUACCCAAAGCUUGGGCUAUUGGCAGCACUUACCAUUUGCGAAACAAUCUACUAAUGCCAGUAAUGUUUUUUCUUUUUUUUUAAUUUUCUCACACAUUAAAAUCUUGACAUGCAUGUAGAGAUCGUUUUCAUUUCAUACUUUUCAAUAUAUAAUUUUCUUUUUAAUUUUAUCUGAAUUUUCAAAAUAAAAACACAUUUUACGGUAUUGUAACCAA